Molecule: messenger RNA, 3821 nt
Organism: Polyodon spathula (Mississippi paddlefish)
Lineage: Eukaryota; Metazoa; Chordata; Actinopteri; Acipenseriformes; Polyodontidae
Product: zinc finger protein 260-like
Exons: 4
Coding region: 566-2869 (767 amino acids)
Biological process (GO): regulation of transcription by RNA polymerase II
Molecular function (GO): RNA polymerase II cis-regulatory region sequence-specific DNA binding; DNA-binding transcription factor activity
Source: RefSeq, a predicted model, not a curated record
GUGAAAGGGAGGGGGGGGUAUUUUUACACAGUUUUUAAAAAGUUUCAGAAACGACACAGCAGCUAUAUUUCUGCGCGAAAACGUAGUUUCAAAACUCAAUUAUAAUCAAAAUGCGUACGUCACUAGCAGCGGGCGUGGUUAAACCCAACUCGCGACACUGAUUGGCUGCCCGCCCUGUCGAGGGGAUGGAAGGGGCGGGGUCGGGAUGAGAAGGGGCGGGUUAUGAAACUGGAGUCCAGUGUCCGCCAUUUUGGCUCCGGCUGCGCUGUGUUUCAGUUCGCUUUGUCCCGUCGCGGAUCCGCAAUGGCGCCAGUUUCACCUCAAUUAUUAUCACUGUUGUUUUUAUUUCAAAGCUGCUGCUGGCGUGCGGGGGUCGUUGCGUUUUUUGUUUGUUUUCUAAAAAAAAAAAAAAAAAUCUGAAUGUUUUUAGUUAAGGUGACGGUUUAGAUGUGAGAUCGACUAAAGAAAGCAGCAGCAGCAGCAGCAGCUCGCCCCGCUUGCAGAGAGAGAGCCAGCGAGCGAGAGAGUGAGAACGGAUCAGCCUCACUCACAGGAAGUUUCAGAGAUGGAAGCAGCUCACGUCAGCCCAGAGCUUCCUAUUCGAUGGGUUGUUUCUGCAGACAGGACUGUUGAGAUCAAGGAGGAAGUGACUGAGCUGUGGUGCGACCAGGCCAACGAGCGGAUCCUGCAGGAGGAAACGCCACCUUCUAGCAUCGCUGAGAGAGCUUGUAAUGUAGAUGAAGGAGGGCAGGACCCCACUGCAUCACCCCACUGCAAAAACCCUUCCAGUGGCAAACCGCAGAGCAAGAAACACAGAGAGACGACACCCCGAGAAGAGAAUGUAAAACACUGGAGAGUCCAGAUUCCUUCUGUAGGAGUGUCGUUUGUUCUGGAGAGUACAGAGACUGCAGAUUCUGCGUGUGUGAACAAUUCUGAAACCCAGGGCAGCUUGAAGACUUUGUCUUGUUCUACUGAAGAUGGGAAGAGUUCCCGGCGAUUAGGCGCUCCUAAAACUCGCAAGGGAAAUCACACAAGAGGGACUGCAUUUCUCUGUGGUGAUUGUGGGAAGAGUUUCACUCUGUUUGGAAAUCUUAAAAAACACCAACUAAUUCACACAGGAGAGAAACCACACUGCUGUAGUGAAUGUGAGAAGACAUUCUCUCGCUUAGAACAUCUUAAACGUCACCAGCGAAUUCACACAGGAGAGAAACCGCACCAGUGCGAUGAUUGUGGGAAGCACUUCACUGUAUUGGGAAAUCUUAAAAAACACCAACUAAUUCACACAGGAGAGAAACCAUAUCACUGUAGUGAAUGUGAAAAGAGGUUCUCUCGAUUAGAACAUCUUAAAGAUCACCAGCGAAUUCACACAGGAGACAAACCGCACCAGUGCGAUGAUUGUGGGAAGCGCUUCACUCUAUUGGGAAAUCUUAAAAAACACCAACUAAAUCACGCAGAUGACAAACCAUACCAGUGCGAUCAAUGUGAGAAGAGGUUCUCUCGAUCAGAAUACCUUAAAGUUCACCAGCGAAUUCACACGGGAGAGAAACCGCACCAGUGCGAUGAUUGUGGGAAGCGCUUCAAUCAAUUUGGAAAUCUUACAAAACACAAACGAAUCCACACAGGCGAGAAACCACACCGCUGCAGUGAAUGUGGGAGAAGCUUCACUCGAGCAGACCAGCUUAAAAUGCACCAAGUCAUUCACACAGGAGAGAAAGCACACCACUGCAGUGACUGUGGGAAGAGCUUCACUCGAGCAGACAAUCUUAGAAAACACCAACUAAUUCACACAGUGGUGAAACCCAUUAAACAGGAGAGUCCUGUACUAGAAUCAGUCCAUAUUGAAGAGGAGAGUCCUGUACUAGAAUCAGUUCAUAUUCAAGAGGAGAGUCCUGAACUAGACCCUGUCCAUGUUGAAGAGGAGGGGAACCAUUUUAAAACAAGCAGCUUGCAAGGCGCUCUGUCCUGUACAGAAUGUGGGAAGAGUUUCAGUCAGUCACAAAACCUGAAACUUCACCAGCAAAUUCACACUGGAGAGAAACGGCAUGUCUGUGCCGACUGUGGGAAGAGCUUCAGCCAGUCAGGCAACUUGAAAAGACACCAGAAAAUUCAUACUGGAGAGAAACCAUAUGUCUGUGCUGACUGUGGGAAGAGUUUCAGACGUUUACAAAACCUGAAACUUCACCAGCGAACCCACACUGGAGAGAAACGGCAUGUCUGUGCCGACUGUGGGAAGAGCUUCAGUCAGUCAGGCAACUUGAAAAGACAUCGGAUAAUUCACACUGGAGAGAAACCAUAUGUCUGUGCUGACUGUGGCAAGAGCUUCAGACAUUUACAAAACCUGAAACUUCACCAGAGAAUCCACACUGGAGAGAAACAACAUGUCUGUGCCGACUGUGGGAAGAGCUUCAGUCAGUCGGGCACUUUAAAAAUACAUCAGCGAAUUCACACAGGAGAGAAACCGCAUCUGUGUAGUAAAUGUGGGAAAAUUUUCAAUCUGCUAGCGCAUCUUAAAAACCACCAGUUAAUUCACACAGGUGAGAAACCGUAUACCUGUAACGACUGUGGGAAGAGUUUCAGACAGAUAGACAACUUGAAAAGACACCAGAGAAUCCACACUGGAGAGAAACCAUUUGUCUGUGCCGACUGUGGGAAGAGUUUUGGACAGUCCGGCUCUUUGCUAAUACACCAGCAAAUUCACACAGGAGAGAAACCGCAUUACUGCAAGGACUGUGGGAAGAGUUUCAGAAGGAUAGAUGGCUUGAAAAUGCACCGGCGAUUCCACACAGGAGAGAAACCGCAUCACUGCAAUCACUGUGGGAAGAGUUUUACUGCUUCCAGUUCUCUUAAAAGACACAAAUGCAAGUUGUGAAGUUUAAUCAGAAUGUGAGUGUGUGUUCGUUCACCCGCACUCAGAAAUCCCAGUCUCUUUAAACAGUGGCGUAAUAUAGAAACUGAGAGAACACGGGUGAAUGUCUACAGAUGAUACAGAUCUCUCAAUAUUAAACACACUGUUCUGAAGCCAUUACAAUGUAAAGUACAUUGCUGUCUGUUUUAUAGCAUUAUAAUUGAAUUAUCUUUUAAAAUGACUCUUUGAAAUAUUUAAAACACAGUCUGUUGUCUUUCCAGCUAAUAUCUGUGUAACUCUUCCUAACAUAAUAAACUGCAUUGGAUUGAAAAUAACAAGCUGUUUUAAUCAGUAAGAAGGGUUUCUAUCAGUGUGAUCAGUAAGCUGUGUGUUAAUCGUGUUCAACUUCAAGAUUGAGAGAAAUAAUCGCAGUAACCCUGUCUUUGUGACACUGAACUCAUUUCAUGAAGUGUGUGAAGAGACUAGAAGACUCUGCCCGUGUAUUUUGUGAGGGACACCGAUUACAAAGCACUGCCUUGUUUUAUUAUUACGGUUCACUUCUAUUGUAACGUUAAGCUUGAGUUUUUAAAUGUCGGAUUUCACUUCCAGUGACACACAAACCCAGAAUCUGAAAGAGAAGGCGUCUCUGCAGUAAAUAUCAGUGCAUCACAUCUGUAUCAAAGAACAGGAAAGCAUCUAAACACUAGCGUUCAGUGUGGAAUGGGAUGUGGGUGUUUGGAACUAGUAAAUGGUAAAUGUUGUUAAGAUUUGAAGCAUGGUCUGGUCUCAUCCUUACAGAGGAACAAAGCAGUUAAUUCCAUGUUGAUCUGAAUCCACAAACCUGACAGGCUGCAGUGUUAACCUGCAGUGUAAAGAGACAGGGCAGUACACCUGCCAUCCACACAGCAUGCAAACACACACAAUACAGCACUGUGCAAAAGAGCUGGCCAAAACAUUAGGAACACCUGCCAUACAC